AUGGCGAUCCACAACGUGAUCGGCGACGCGGCGCGCGGCGCGACGUGGGUCUCGAUCCACAACGGCGGCGGCUGCGGCUGGGGCCAGGUCAUGAACGGCGGGUUCGGCCACGUGCUCGAUGGGUCGCAGGCCGCUGAGCGCAAGGCCGCCAGCAUGCUGCGCUGGGACGUCAACAACGGCGUCUCGCGCCGCGCGUGGGGCCGCAACGACAAUGCGUGCUUUGCGAUCGCGCGCGAGAUGGAGGUCGACCCGCUCCUCACCGUCACGAUGCCCCAGGCCGCCGACGACGACCUCAUCAAGCGCGUGUGCGACGCGACCUUUCACAUUUGA
This is a messenger RNA of Saprolegnia parasitica CBS 223.65, 330 nucleotides long. RefSeq lists its product as hypothetical. Gene Ontology annotation, molecular function: urocanate hydratase activity. Lineage: Eukaryota; Oomycota; Saprolegniomycetes; Saprolegniales; Saprolegniaceae. The record is from RefSeq and is a predicted model, not a curated record. Gene Ontology annotation, biological process: L-histidine catabolic process. The transcript is spliced from 2 exons. Bases 1 to 330 code for a protein of 109 amino acids.